AUGCCUCAUUCGACAGGCUACUCACCUAUACCAUCUCGAGACGCAUCACAUCACCACUCGCAGCAUUCUGCUCAGGUACAGGCUCCUCCAACCAGUCAAGCUACUAGUCCUGGUCACCUCUCUUCUGUCUCACAAGCUACAUUCUACAAGCUUAUGGAAAUGAGUGGUCUCCCCAAUGGCGCUGUUGAGCCCGAGCGUCACACUUGGCUUGAGCACUAUCUCCAUUUCAUGGAUGAUCUCGGUAAGCCUGUGACUAGCAUCCCACAGGUUGUUAAACAGCCACUCGACCUUUAUCGCUUCUAUCUUGCUGUUCGGGAGCGUGGAGGUUUGCUCAAAGUUGUACAAGCCAAACGUUGGAAGGAGGUCAGUCAGGCUGUUGGCAUCAAUGCCUCUGCUUCGGCAGCCUACACUCUACGCAAGAACUAUGUGAAGUACUUGCUCGACUAUGAGUGCCGCUUCGAUGCUGGUGGUCUAGAUGUCCGACCAAUUGUUGAGCAGAUCGAGUCGAUGUCAGGUAGCAAGAAAAAGAAGGCUGCCGCUGCUGCGGCUGCCAAUGCUACUUCUGCCUCAGCAGCCGUCUCGGAUGCGGCCUCUUCAGCUGGAUCACUUACGCCUAGCGGGAUGGGCGCUGGCACUAGCGGGGGAGGCGGUGGUGGUUUGGCUUCAAGCUUGCAUCUUAUGCCCCCCAGCCCUGUUGGUAGUCAAUCCUCUGCUAGUUCCAGUCUACUCCUGCCUGCAGUUAACACUGCAUCGACAGGACCGCCCACCGGCUGUACCCCCAUGUUGCUUACGGCUGAGUCAGUCACGGGGUCUGGUACGGCUACUGGACAGGCGACACCUACUUCAUGUUCAACCUCAUUAACAUCUGCCGGGGGGCCUGGCAAUGCUAAUGCUUCACCGCUUUCAUCAUCGUCCUCUUCAUCCAUUGCUAACACGAUCACCUCGGGGCUCAAUUCUGCUCCUGUGCAAUCAGUCACUGGAGUGACUUCCUGUGUGCCGGUUUCAAGUCCAGUUAGUCAGAACGGAUUCUAUUCUACCACGAGCCCAAACGUUGGAGGACAAGGCCAAGUCCCCAGCUCUCCAAUGCAUUUGCAUCACCAGCAGCCGCCACAACCGCAACAACAUCUUCAGGUUCCUCAUCAACAUCACAUGCACUAUCAUCAUCAGCAGCCACCACAACCCUGGAUGCAGUCUUCUACCGGCGGCAUUCAGCCAAGAUCCGAACCGAUGAUUAAUGGCACAAUGUCGCAACAAGAAUAUGGGCCAUCUGCUCAGAUCGCUUUCGAUGUAAUGAGACGCCUUCCACCGGGAUCAGGUCCCGCUCCUCCACAUGGCACUGGCAGCAAUUCUGGAGUUGUCGCUCAGCCAUUAGCCCCAGGUGUCUCUUCAGCCUGUCCCCCGCCACUUCAGCAGUGUUCUGCAGCUAACCUUCAGGUCAGUCAGCCACAUGGUUUGCCCGGCCAUAUCCAGUCCUAUAUGCGUUUACCAUCAAGCAUCUCUGCAGCUCCCCUCGUCUCUGGUUCACCCGGAUUUACCGCCAGUAACAGUUCCCUAUCUUCGUUCUCGGGGGCUGGCUCUGUUGCGGCUUCCAGCUGCACCGCUACUACCGUCACCGUAACCACUACUAUUGCGACAAGCACUUCUUCAUCUGCGACCAGUGCACCAACCGUACAUCAUCACCCGUCGGUAGUCUCUGUUCUCGGUCAAUCUACUGUUUCACCAACCCCAAUUCCAGGUUACCUACCGCCUGGUGCGCAUCCUCAUGCGCACCACCAUCAUCACCAGCACCCGAAUUCACACCCUCAUCACCCUGUGGUAAUUAACCAGCUUGGUUCUGCGUCAGCAACUUCGGGCUCACUGCCAACUCCGGGCCAAGCUCCUUCGGCCUCAGGCCUAACUCAACCUCCUCUGAGUCAGCAUCCUACACAAUACCCUGCACAUCAGGCGACACCACCUCCACCGCCACCAUCUGGACAUCAACAGCUUGGAUCUUCAAUUCCUGGUGGGCCGACCCGAAGUUCUUCUGUCUCUGCGGUUCAGUCCGGUGCCCCUACUAGCCAAUUGGGUAAUAUUCCCCCAAGCACCAUUUUAUCUGAGGCUCAAAGUCAGGGUCCUGCAUCAGGCCUUAUAUAUUCCGGGUCAGGAACAGGAUUGGGGGUUAAUGCAAGCUGUCCCGUCGGCUUGGAAUCGGGCAUUGGAGCUUGCAGGCAGACACAAUUGCAGGUGACGCAACAGCCGCAGCCAACCGUCCAGCCAGUGCUCCUGCAACAGCCCCAGACAACAACAACACAGCAGCAACAUCAACAAAUGCUUCAGCAGCAGCAACAUCAUCUGCAUCUUGCAUCAGGACAGUCAAACCAACUUCAACUUCCACAAGCGCAAAUGGCCGGGAUUUCGCCUCCUGGCGGCCUCUUACAACAGCAUCACCAUCCUCAGCAACAGCAACAACAACAUCAACUGUCACAAGCGCAGCAGAGGCAGGCGCCACCUCAGUUGCAGCAACAGCUCCCGUUACAAACACAGACUCAAAUAGCAGGAUUAUUGCAUGCACAGUCUCAACAACAGCCACACGCUCUGGCACACCAGACCCAGGCCUUUCAAACGGUAAUCGAUUGA
Molecule: messenger RNA, 2616 nt
Organism: Protopolystoma xenopodis
Lineage: Eukaryota; Metazoa; Platyhelminthes; Monogenea; Polystomatidea; Polystomatidae
Source: the annotation of a GenBank genome assembly